Messenger RNA from Saitoella complicata NRRL Y-17804, 1404 nucleotides. RefSeq lists its product as uncharacterized. Lineage: Eukaryota; Fungi; Ascomycota; Saitoellomycetes; Saitoellales; Saitoellaceae. The record is from RefSeq and is a predicted model, not a curated record. Gene Ontology annotation, molecular function: DNA binding. The transcript is spliced from 3 exons. Gene Ontology annotation, cellular component: nucleus. The coding region runs from base 48 to 1289 and encodes 413 amino acids.
AGCCGCACGUUGGAGGCCUCAAUCCUGGUCAUUCAUCUAACUAUUCUAUGUGCCAGCAUGAGCAAUCCAUGCAACAGAUUCAGAACCUGCCAAUAUCCCUGGAACAUCGACCGAGCGUUGGUUCCUUCACUUCUUCGCCAUCCGCCAGAAGUAUGGUUAGUACGGCUCCAUCCAGCAAUUCUGCAUCAAACUCUCGACAGCCACCUCGCAAGAAAAUCCGGUUAACGGAUAUUGAUCGUAAACGUAUCUGCGAGUAUCAUCUUGCGCACCCCAAGGUGAAACAAGAUGACAUCGCUCAGAUGUUUGGUGUUGAACGCAGCACUAUCUCGAAAGUUUUGCGGUGUAAGGAGAAGUAUCUGAGCAUUGAAGAGAGUGCUUUUGGAGUUAUGGCGAACAAGCAACGCGGUGGGAAGUUUCCAGAGCUGGAGAAAACCUUAUCGGUUUGGGCACGCAAUGUCUUCCAACAAGGUGGCAUACUAUCAGACAGUCUGAUCCGUGACAAGGCCAAAGAGCUUGCUCAUGCAGUCGGCAUAUCCGAGGUUGAUUUCAAGGCCAGCAGUGGUUGGAUCGAGAACUUCAAAUUCCGCAAUAUGAUCAAGCGUGGAAAGAUUAUAGAGGAAGAGGACGAGGGUCCCCCAGAUAUGGAUGAGGCGAUGGAAAACGCACACAAUAUGAACCAGCUUGAACAUCUUCCAAUUUUCAGCCCUAUCAGGGAGGAGCCAUCCAAUGCGAUACUGCAAUCACCGAUCCGUAUGGAUGGUCUUAUCCACGAUCAUAUGCGGAGCAAUGACCCUCAAUAUCAGCCUGGGAAUUUGCAGCACUCAAUGCUUUUACGCAGUCAGAGUACCACUAGUACCAGUCCUGUUCCGUCCGUGGCAUCUUCUGAUCGCAGUCGUCGUUCUCGACGUUCGUCUAUCAGCAUACGCCAGCCAUAUCAGAAUCCCCGACAGGGACAUCACCUACGAAGCCAUAGCCAUCAGGCACUCAAUUUUCCUCACUCGGUUUCGCCGGUCUCCAACCCGGUGACGCCCACCAUACCUCAAAUGACUGCUGAGCAGCCGUCGGCGCCUAUGAGCGUACGAUAUCCUUCUCCUCCAUCAACAUCACGUUCACAAAAAUCAUCUGAUCCUUGUCUUGAAGAAGCAACUCGAGCCCUGGAGGUCGUGAUGGGCUUCCUCAAGCAUCAGCCGGUGGGCUAUGUCGACGUCCAAGACUACCUUGUUAUUGGCAAACUUUUGGGGAAACUCGAGUCCGAGUCUGCCACAAGGCGCUCAAAGGAUCACAACUGAGUCGUCUUUUUCUAUCAUUCAUUUUGGCGUUCUUUUUUCAUUUUCAACAUUGCUACGAUAUUGGUGCGGAAGAAGUGCUUAAGCUUGGGAAUUUUGACAUGCGGUGAUCAAGAAU